This is a messenger RNA of Schistosoma mattheei, 8068 nucleotides long. Lineage: Eukaryota; Metazoa; Platyhelminthes; Trematoda; Strigeidida; Schistosomatidae. The record is from the annotation of a GenBank genome assembly.
CAGGCUCGCAGUCAAAUUUUGCGGUUUCAAGGUCGACAUGAACUAUUGUGAUUACCAACGGGUUCGCCGUGCGUAGUCAGUUAUUCGAAAGCUAGUCAAAAAGAACGUCUUGAACCUUUUUGGAUACGUUAAGGAUAUAAACUCAGUGUGAAGAAUGUUAAACCCUGAGAUGUUUCUUGACUCGGAUACAGAAAAUGAUCUUAUACAAGACACAGUUGUUGCUUUCACUUCACGGCACUUGACAGAAGCGAUUGAGGGGCAAGUGUUGUACCAGGAAAAAUAUCACAAGGAAAAGAUCAAAACCCUAACAGUUGCUCUGGUUAUUUGCCUAAAUAUUGAUAUUGAUCCUCCGGAUGUACAAAAAAUUCCACCUUUCUCAAGAGUGGAAGCAUGGGUCGACCCAACCGAUGCUAACAGUCUACACGCUCUAGGCAAUAUCGGAAAAAAUCUUCAGGCCCAAUACGAACGAUGGCAGCCUCGUGCCAGAUAUAAACAGUGCCUUGAUCCAACUUUAGAUGAUGUGAAAAAAUUGUGCCUUAGUUUAAGACGCAACGCAAAAGAUGAUAGAAUUCUAUUUCAUUACAAUGGACAUGGUGUCCCUAGACCCACCGAGAAUGGAGAAAUAUGGGUUUUUAACACGAAAUUUACUAAAUAUAUACCGUUAUCAUUAUAUGAUCUACAAAGAUGGUUAGGUGCUCCAACCGUUUAUGUAUUAGAUUGUCAAAAUGCUGGGAGAAUAAUACAUAUGUAUGAAGUUUUCUGUGAACGUCGAAAAGCUGAAGCAGCUGUAGUUGAACAAAGACAAAUGGAAUGUGAUGGUAAAACUGAUCAAUCAGAAACAUUUCAAUGCAAUCAUCAAACAUAUUCUGGAUCAAAUUUUCCAAAUAUUCAUAAUCAAGCCACAUUACCAUCAUCCUCCACUGCUCAUGUUGUCAGUAUGGAAAAUACAUUUAUGUUGGCUGCAUGUAGUAAAGAUGAAGAUUUACCACAGAAUCCAAAUCUUCCAGCAGAUUUAUUUACUGCUUGCUUAACUACACCAAUCCGUAUGGCACUUCGUUGGCACUGGUUACGUCAUCAAGAAUAUUUUCCCGGCUACCUAGACGAAGCUUUAUUAGAUCGUAUACCUGGCUCUCAUUCAAAUCGUAUGUCAUUACUUGGUGAAAUUAAUUGGAUAUUCACUGCAGUAACUGAUACAAUAGCAUGGUGUAGUUUUCCAUUGGAUAUAUUUCAAAAAUUAUUUCGUCAAGAUUUAUUAAUUGCUAGUUUAUUUAGAAAUUUCUUAUUGGCUGAACGUAUUAUGAAAUAUUAUGGAUGUCAUCCAGUGUCAGCUCCUCUGUUAUUACCAACUUAUCAGCAUAGUAUGUGGGAUGCAUGGGAUCAUACUGUAGAUCGUGUGAUACAUUAUCUACCAAAAAUGUUAAAAAUCAUUGAAGGUGGUAGCCUAUACACUGAGAAAUUAUUGCCAAUAAUAAUUCCCAACUCAAAUACGGUUGUCAAUAAUAAUAAUGGUGGACUAUUAAUGAAAACAGUCAACAACAAUUAUCCAAAUUCAAACAAAAUUACUACCACUACUACUAAUAAUAAUAACAAUGGUAAUAAUAAUAAUAAUAAUAAUAAUAAUAAUAAUAAUGGUAAUAAUAAUCGUAUACCAGGGCCACCUUGUCCAACUGGCAAUAUUCCAUUGGAUGUGUGUACAAAUCGUGCUCGUCAUUUUUCUACACAACAACAAACUCACCUAUUACAACAACAGUAUCAACGACAGGAAAUUCCACAAGGAAUCCACUCAGGGUUAUUACCAUUGAAACCAGUCAAAUCAACUGUUCCUUCAGUUUGCGUAUAUCCACCAAAUAAGUCACAUAGUGAUAAUAAUAACGAUGGCAAUAAUAUCGCUAUUUCACAGCAACCAUUGACGAAUCCAACUAAUCCUGACUUGAUUACGAGUUGUGAUGUUGCGUCAACCAUGACAUCAAGUACGGUGUCCAAUGUGACUGUGUCGUCGACUUUCGUGUCUACAACAACAACGACAGCUGUUACAAAAUCAAGAGCAGUUGGUAAAGCUGAUCAUUUGAGAAAUCAUCCAACCAACCAAUUGAUUGAUACUCAUGAGAAGAAAUCUCAACUGAAUCAUGAUUGUCUUCAGUGUGACAAUAAUGAUCGUUCUACAGCUAAUGUACUACAGUAUGGAUUGCCUCCUGAGUGUCUUCAAACUCAACAUUAUCCAGUUACUGUUACUACUAUUACUACUAAUACUGUGACUACUGCCACUUUUAAUACAUCUAGUCGAACUUCUGAGUUAGUAUCAAAAUCAAAGGUAUUCAAUCUAUUGAGCUCGGAUUUAGUUGCCCCACCUCCAGGAUUUAAUAAUAAUAAUAAUAAUAAUAAUAAUAAUAAUAAUAAUAGUAAUGCUGAUAAGCUUCAGUCGCAACCGCUAACAGCCAUGUUGAUUGAUUCAGAACAAAAUAAUCAUCCUCCUACUACCAAUACUACUGUUGAAUUUAUCAGUAAUGAUACUAAUGAUAGUAAUAAGGAUUCGAUUGAUAUAAAAUCAACUCUUCAUAAAGUGAAGCAGAUGAAUCACUUAGAAAUUACUAAGUUUACUAAUCAAAAUACUAAUGACGAAUCCCACUUUACCAAUGAUGAUAAUAAUGAUAAUGAACCGAAAUUUCUCACUACUACUACUACUGCUAUGAACAAUAACGAUUCUGCAUCAAUUGUUCACCAUACCAUAACAAAUGAAACAGAAAAGUCAGUUGAACAAGCGGAUAACCAAAUCUCGAAGACAACGAUACCGAGCGGUUUUCAUCCUUCUCAACAACAACAACAACAACAACAACAACAACAACAACAACAACAACAACAACAACAAACAACAACAACAACAACAACAACAACAACAGCACAGAACACAUCAAAUACUCAUCACGAUCAUCGUCAAAAAGAUUCAUCUAGCCGGAACGACAAGGUCAAAUAUUUUGAACACGAUGAUAACCAGAAUAAUGAAACCAGUCAAGAAAAAAUCUGUCAUGAGAAUAAUGGUAACGAUGAUGAUGAUGAUGUUGGUGAUGACGAUGAUUCGACAGACAAUUCUGAAACAGAUGACGACGACGAUGAUGAUGACAUUGAUGUUGACGAGGAAGACGAUGAUGAUGAUGAUGAAGAGGACGAUGAUGGUGGUGGUGACGAAGAGGAAGAAGAUAAUAGGGCGGAACAAUACAAAUGUAAUAAAACUACUUUAAAUGUUCCAAAUAUCAUCGGUUCAACAGGAAUUGUUGACAAUAGAACUAACCUUUGUAGUGGUAUUGGUAAUAGUAAAUUGAUGAAUAAAAAGCAUGAUAAACAACUUUCUCAUAGUAUAUCCUGUUCUGAUUUAUAUACACAUACAAAUUGUAAUGAUCAGCAUGAUUCACAACCACAAAUUACACGUCAACAACAACAUCAACAACCUCAUUCGAAAUUAACACAUGAACAAGUAAACAUGAACACAUAUGAUGAGAAUAAUACUACUAAUCGAUGUCAACACUUACCACCAGGAGUAGUAGUAGAACAUCAACAAACACCAUUAAACUUGAAAAAUAAUAAUCAUGAUGGUACUGUAACUACUGAAAAGGCGACAUUAAUCAAAUUAACAGAAUCUACUAAAUUGAUGAAUAUGACUUGUAAAGAUAUAGAGAAUAGUGUAGUAGUUUCUGCAAUAAAAUGUAAAUUAAACAAUGACCUAUCAUCAAUGAAACAAGCUGAAAAUUCUAAAAAUUCUGGAAACUCACGUAUUUCCACUCCAAUGAAACCUCGUCAACCACCGAUUCACACACAGUAUCCACAUGGUUAUGAAAAGUUGUACCUGUUACCAAAUAGUGGUGAUAUUCAGAAAGUGACUGGAGCCUGUCGGCAUCGAGUUAUUAGCAAUCACUCCAGCAAUAAAUCAGCGACAGUAAGCCAACAACUAGGAGGACCAAUAACAACAACUACAGUUUCAUCCGCACAGACCAAACAUAUCAAACAGUAUUUUGACUCUAGAACUUGUACAAAAUUACCAAAUGCAAAUGAUCAUUGUAACAAUAGAGUUAUUCUACCAAAUAAUGUUAAUUAUCAAAAUGAACAUUACCCGGAUCCAAAUAAAUCUCAGUUGAAUUAUUAUUCCGACACGUUAUUAUUACCACCACCGUCAUCUAACCAACGAAUGAAUACAUCAUCUACGUUACCACAAUUGUCUCAUUGUCAACAGUCAAUGACUAAUCAAUUCGUCAGUCCCACGGUGUCGACGGCUUCUACUACAGCUGCCACUACUGCUACCACCACGACUGCUACAGUUUUUUCUGGAUCAGUGAUAGGUGGAAGUGGUCCAUCGUCAUUUUUCACUAGUCAAAUGACUGCAUUCAAAAUCUGGUUACAAACGGCUGAUGAACGACGUCCUGUAGCUACGCAAUUACCAAUUUUAUUACAGAUUUUACUAAGUCAAAGUCAUCGAAUACGUGCAAUGCAAUUACUCAGUGAAUUUCUUGACUUAGGACCAUGGGCAGUAGCGCAUUGUUUAACAGUUGGAAUAUUUCCUUACAUUGUUCGUUUAUUUCAUUCACCAGUUUCAGAAGUGAAACCAUAUUUGGUAUUUAUUUGGGGCAAAAUUAUUGCCAGUGCACAAACUGAAUUCGGUCGAAAUGAUUCAGUUCGUGAUUUCGGUUAUAAAUAUUUCAUCGCUUGUUUAAGUGAUACUGAAAAUCUUUCGCCUCUUACUAGAACAAUCACAGCGUUUGCAUUAGCUAAAAUGUUGGAAAAAGAUGAAUCUGAAGAGCCUGAUCCAUUUUUUCAAGAUGUUUAUUUAAAACAAAAUUUCUUACCAAUUGUACAAACACAAUUAUUUGAUAAUACUCCAACAGAAAAUGAAGAAAUGCUUAUACGUAUGAGAUUAUGGCUUAUUCUUGCAUUAGCUAAAUUGUGGUGUAAAAAUGAUGAAGCUCGAUGGUUUGGUAUACGACAUAAUUUACCAGAAGUACUUCUGGCUUAUUUAAAUGAUAUUUCACCGGAGGUUCGAGCAGCUACAGUUUAUGCUCUUGGCAAUCUCAUUGAAAAUCAAACUACUGAUUCAUCGAAACAAAAUCAUGCAGAUCAAAUAAGUCAUGAAAUUGGUGGUCAAUUAGUCAAAUAUUCAUCACGUGAUGCUUGUCCAUUAGUACGUUGUAUGGUUGUUGAAGCAUUUCGUGGUUUAGUGAAACAAUUUGAAUCACAAUUAUGCGCUAUUGGUAUACAAUAUAUACAAGAAAUAUAUAAUAAACAAUCUCAACAAAAAUCACACCAAAAUUCUACAAAAUUAUCAUUACAUUCAAUAACAUCAUGCCCUGCAAAAAGACCUAUGCGUCAUAGUACAAUAAGUGUAAUUACUCCACCAGGAGAGUUAACUUCUAAUCAUAUCAAUUUACAUAGUGGUUGGUUUUUAACAAAAUCAUCAAGUCGAGAAGUUGAUCAACAACAUAACUACAAUUAUUAUUAUUCUCAUCAUAAAUCUCAUUUAAUCAAUACACAACCACAAGCUUCGCCAAUUUUACGUAAAUCUGUUUUCAAUCCUGGUUCAGUGUUUUUCACUGGUAGUGGUAAUACACCUAGUACAAAUAUCUACGUUCAAUUUUGGCUUACAUUAGUUCAAUUAGCUCAAGAUCCUCAUCCAGAAGUUUCUCGUCUUGCUACAAUUUUAAUACAGUAUCUAUAUGGAAAGAUUCGUGAAAAGGCUGAAUUUCAAGCUAUUUGUUACAAUUCACCAAAUAAUAAUGAUAAUAAUGAUAAAUUUAUAACAAAUGAAGAUACAACUUUAAUCUCAUCAUUGAAUACAUCAUUCACAAGUAGUAAUACAUCUAAUGACAAUGCAUCAAAUACUGUAAACGAGUUGAAUUCUACACCUGAUAACAAUAAUUCAAGCCGUUUUUCAGAAAAUGCUUCUAUUAAAGAACUAAAUUCUAAUACUAUUACAUCAAUUACUACUAAUUCUGCAUUACAAAUGACAACUACUAAUCCCUCUUCUAGUUCCCUUAUUCAUUCUGCACAAUUCCCUGGUCGACGACAUCAACAAACUGAUCAACGGUUACGUGUAUCUGUCACAAAUUCUCCACAAUUACCUAAUACAAUAAUCUCUAAUAACACUGUAACAUGUGAAUUACCGGCUACUACUACUAAUAGUAGUGGUAGUAAUAGUAAUUACCCGUCAUCACUAGAUACUGUACAUACGCAGUUUUUUGCUUGGUCUUGUCGAUGGUUUACUCGUCCACUUUUAUCUAAAUAUGGACAAUUGAACAAUGGACAAUCGAAAAGUCAAACUACCUCAAAAAACUCCUUCGAUUAUGAACCAGUCUCAUUGGGUACAAUCUCUAUUGAUCCAAAAGCAGUCGCUUAUACAGAUCGUGUAAAUCGUUUAAAAAAACAACGAAAAAUUUCUCAUCUAGGACGUUUACAAUGGGAACGUGUUGCUGGACAAAUUUCACAUCCAAUAGUUACAUCUAAUUCAAAUGUUAACACUACAACAACUACAAUCAGUCGAAAUAUUUCAUUUUGUAAUUCAACACCUAUCACUACUACUAAUAAUAAUAUUAGUAGUAGUGUUGGUAUGAGUAACAUGAGUAGAAGUCGUAUUAGUCUUCGUAGCAAUGAUAGUGGUGAUAAUAAUAUAAAUAAUUCCCUAGAUAAUUAUUGUUUACAUCCUAUAGCUUUUUAUAAUCAUCAUCUCAAUCAUGGCAAUAAUAAUAAUAGUAAUAAUGAUAAUUAUUGUUCUAUAUCAAGUCAAAUGAAAUUUCAUCCAUAUCAAUCUCAUUUAGUGAUGAUUAAUUCAGAACGUAAAGGUGUUACAAUACAUUCAACGAAAAAUUUAAAACUUUUACAUUCAAUUAAUACAUUCACUACAAAAUCAUCAUUAUUCCCUGAUUUUCCUUCAACUAUAGACGGAUAUUCACGUGUUGGAUAUGUCACUGAUAUUGAAUUUAUAAAUGCAGAUGAAGAGGAAAGUUUAUUGUUAACUGCAACAGAUGAUGGUUACAUUCGUAUAUGGCGUAAUUAUACACAUCAUCUUGGUCAAGAUCCUGAAAUUCUUACUGCUUGGAAUGGAAUAACAGAUUUAUAUCAAACUGAUUAUCCAGUUGGUGUUGUUGUACAUUGGAGUCAACAAUCAAAUCAACUUAUUGUAUCCGGUGAUACACGUAUUAUACGUAUAUGGGAUUGUUUAUGUGAAUCUAGAUUAAGAGAUAUUAAUACAGGAUCAGAUAUAUCAGUGACAUGUUUAACAAAAAGUAUAGAUAAUCAUUUAUUAGCUGCUGGAUUCAAUGAUGGUGGUAUACGUGUUUGGGAUGUACGUGUACCAUCUUUGAAUCAUAUUAGUUGUAAUAAUAUGAGUGGUAGUAGUAUUAGUAGUAGUAGCAACAAUGAUAGUCUUAUUUUCAACAGUCAAGCUGAUACUGCUAGAAUUUUCAAAGUUGUCUUUUCAUCAACUAAUCGAUUAUAUGCUGUUGGUGCUAUGGGUGGAAUUGGUGCUUGGCAUUUGUCAUUUCCAACUGAGAAUAAUAACACUACCCCUACAACAAUCACUUCAAAUACUCCACUAUUAUCAACUUCAUUGAAUUCUAAUAACAAUAAUAAUGGUGACAGUACUCGUCAUGAUCAUAUCAAUCUAUCAAAUCAUCCACGUAGAUAUAUAUCUACUGUGGUUAGAUCAUCAACAAAUAAUACUAUUAAUAAUUCUUCAACAACUCGACGAUUUCGACGUUUACCUUGUCCACCACGUUUAUCUUUACCAAUGAAUUCAUCGGUUAAUUGUGCUGAUUUAUUGGUUAAUCUAUCAUCACCACAUGCACAUCUUGCAUUGGCUGGUAUUCGUGGUCAAUCAAGUAUUUCAUUACAUCGUAUUCAAGAUGGUAGUUUACAUUCUUCUAUCAGAAAUUUUAAUACUACUAACAAUAAUAAUUUUGGUCGUGAACAAUUUGGAACGCCCACAUGUUGUGCUUUUCAUCCAAACGAGCCAUUGAUUGCCGCCGGUUUCCAUGAUCGAACACUUGUUCUUUUAAAUGUUCAAAAUAAAUUCAUAAACAAAGAAGUAUAA